Rattus rattus (black rat) is the source of this 792-nucleotide messenger RNA. RefSeq names its product alkylglycerol monooxygenase (gene Agmo). Gene Ontology annotation, cellular component: endoplasmic reticulum. NCBI's taxonomy places the organism in Eukaryota, Metazoa, Chordata, Mammalia, Rodentia, Muridae. Gene Ontology annotation, molecular function: iron ion binding; oxidoreductase activity. Bases 1 to 792 code for a protein of 263 amino acids. The transcript is spliced from 8 exons. Gene Ontology annotation, biological process: lipid biosynthetic process. The record is from RefSeq and is a predicted model, not a curated record.
AUGUGUUUUGCAGAGAUUAAUAUUAUCUGGGCAGCUCACCAGGCACACCACAGUUCUGAAGACUAUAACUUAAGCACGGCACUGCGACAGUCCGUCCUGCAGCAGUACAGUUCCUGGGUUUUCUACUGUCCCCUGGCCCUUUUCGUACCGCCUUCAGUGUUUGCUGUUCAUAUUCAAUUUAAUCUCCUCUACCAAUUUUGGAUCCACACAGAGGUCAUCAGAACCCUUGGCCCUUUGGAACUGGUCCUUAAUACUCCGAGCCAUCACAGAGUUCAUCAUGGUAGAAAUCGUUACUGCAUAGAUAAAAACUAUGCUGGCACUCUUAUUAUUUGGGAUAGAAUUUUCGGGACAUUUGAAGCAGAGAAUGAACAGGUUAUAUAUGGUCUAACCCAUCCCAUUGGAACAUUUGAGCCAUUCAAAGUGCAGUUUCACCAUUUACUCUAUAUAUGGACAACAUUCUGGGCCACACCUGGUUUCUGCCAUAAGUUUUCUGUCCUAUUUAAAGGACCAGGAUGGGGUCCAGGUAAACCAAGACUUGGCCUGAGUGAAGAAAUUCCAGAGGUUACAGGACAGGAAGUCCCUUUCACAUCAUCGGCAUCCCAGCUCCUGAAGAUAUAUGCUGUCCUCCAGUUUGCAGUAAUGCUGGUGUUUUAUGAAGAGACCUUUGCAAACACAGCGGGAGCAGCAUGGCAAGGGGCCAUGCUGGAAUGGCUUGAGGACCGCCUGGAUCAGAAAGUACUUGGGGGCAGCGUGGAGGCCCCCCAAAUUAUUGAUAUUUCUACAUGGCCCUAG